Messenger RNA from Diuraphis noxia (Russian wheat aphid), 1645 nucleotides. RefSeq lists its product as uncharacterized. Gene Ontology annotation, biological process: negative regulation of transcription by RNA polymerase II; rRNA processing. Gene Ontology annotation, molecular function: DNA binding. The record is from RefSeq and is a predicted model, not a curated record. Gene Ontology annotation, cellular component: nucleolus. Lineage: Eukaryota; Metazoa; Arthropoda; Insecta; Hemiptera; Aphididae.
AUGAAAGUAAAUUUGGUAAACGAAAAUACCAUAGGGGGCACGCAGUUUGAAGRUCAAUGUGUAUUUGGAGGUGUUGAGCGAGGAACGAAUAAAUGUUUUCUGGUCCCAGUAGAAAAAAGAGACAAAGCGACCUUGCUUGAAAUUAUAAAGGAGUGGAUUUUACCAGGAACGACAAUAAUAUCUGACUGUUGGAAGGCGUAUGACUGUUUGAACGAAGAGGGAUUCAUUCAUUUUAAAGUUAAUCACAGUAUUAACUUUAAAGAUCCCGAAACAAAUCAGCACACUAAUACUAUUGAAGGCUUUUGGAGGCAUGCAAAAUUUCACUGCCCYAAUACAAUYGGAAAAAAAAAUKUAUUGRAGGAUAUCCCAAAUGUCAAUGUCGCAAGCAACUCUGAAAGUGAUGAUAACAGCGAUACAGAUAAUGAUGAAGAAACCGAUAAUACUAACUUUUGCUUUUCUACAGCUCCUGCUUAUAGAAAAAAAGGAUAUAUAAUUGAUCAAGUGUUUGAUAUGAUAGAAGCCGAGUUUAAAGCACAACUACCUCAGAAUUCAAAUGAAAAACCAGUUGUUAAUAAAUCAGAGAAUUUAGUGAAAAAUGAUUUAAUUCAAGAAGAAUCUCAAGAAAUUAAAAAAAAUACCAGCAUUGAGAAUGUUGAAAUAAUUAAAAAUUUAAAUGGCAAUAAUGGAACUGAAGAAACACCAAAAAAGAAGAAAAAGAAAAGUAAAAAAUCUUUUGAUGARGUAAUUGACAAAACAGAAUCAAAAUUGAAUGGAAAUGUUGAACUACAAUUAGUAGAGAAAAAAAACAUCGCAGAAGAAGAUCAGCCUAGCUCAGUUAAAAAGUCCAAAAAAAAUAAAAAAAAUAUGGAAAACAUUGAAAAUAACGAAUCAAUUCAAGAGCCACAAGAAAUUAAGAGAAAGAAGAUCAUUGAUAGUGAAACUGAGGAAACACCAAAAAAGAAGAAAAAGAAAAGUAAAAAAUCUUUUGAUGAGGUAAUUGACAAAACAAAAUCAAAAUUGAAUGGAAAUGUUGAACUACAAUUAGUAGAGAAAAAAAACAUCAUAGAAGAUCAGCCUAGCUCAGUUAAAAAAUCCAAAAAAAAUAAAAAAAAUAUGGAAAACAUUGAAAACAUUGAAAAUAAUGAACCAAUUCAAGAGCCACAAGAAAUUAAGAAAAAAAAGAUCAUUGAUAGUGAAACUCCAAAUAGUAAUUUUAGUAGUGAGGAAACACUGAAAAAGAAAAAAAAAAGUAAAAAAUCACUAGAUGCAGUAAUUUGUGAAAUUUAAACAAAAUCAGAUGUUGAACAACAAUCAUCAAAGAAAAAAAAAAUAUUAAAAAUUAACUCUGAAACUGAAAACAAUUUGAAAGUAAAAGAUAGCAACUUAGCUGUAUUAAAAACUUUUUUAUAAAAUGAAGUUCAAAGAAACAAAAAUAUAACUUAUGUCCAAUUACAUAAACUAUAUGUAUCUUAUUCCUCUUUAGCUUAUUUUUUACUAUACAAAAUUCUUAUUCCCUCUCCUUUAUAAAAUCUGAACAUGCUACUGUUGCUAUACAUUUGGAUUGAGGGUACCUCAUUAAUGAUCACAAAUUAAUGUAUACAUUAUAUAUAUAGAUAUACAUAAUAUAUGGUGCAUUCUAAUAAAA